AUGUCCAAGGUUAUGGACGACAUUGAGCGCACUCCUGACUACGUUCAAUUCAUCAACAAUCUCAAGGAGUUCCAUGCCAGCAAAGGCACUACUCUUCAAGCUGAACCUAUUCUUGGUGGCAAGAAGCUCGAUCUCUAUAAGAUUUUCCAAGCUGUGAUCGACGCAGGUGGAUUCGAUCAGGUUACCAAGAGCCGUUGCUGGAAACAUGUGGGAGAUGCAUUCAACUUUCCAAGUACAUGCACGAAUAGCGCGUAUAUUCUAAAAGGAGUCUAUAUCCGAAAUUUGUUGGGUUGGGAAGAAGAGAUGGUUUGGGGCAAACAUUGGGAUCCACCAGAGGAACUUCGUGGUCCGAAUGCCCAUAAAGCAUCGACCCUUGCCGGCAAGUCAUUCAAGAAAAAGCCCGCGGCUGGUACACGUUCCAAAAGCACAACAACGACAACAACAACAAAGGCACCGCAUUAUACUCCUAUCCGGCCUGAUCCGAAUCCCCGUGAAACGUUCUCCAUGGUGAGCGUUGGUCAAUCGUUACCCACGUUACGUUCGAGCUUUUCAUUCGAGGAGCUUGCUAUCAGAAACGAACCCAGCCAGUGCACUAUUGCCGAGACGCAUCACCAAAGUCAUCCAUCCACACACAUACACAUUAUGGAGGAAGAUCGUAUGGAAUGUCUCAGAGCAAACAAGCUGGAUAGCAAUAUCAAGCAACGUGUAUUGUUAGCGAUACAAUCUUCCAACCCGAUGGAUGUGGAUUGGGCCCUCAACUGUAUUGUCACCAUUUCAUUCGAAUGCCCAGAGCAACUACAGCUUGACAACACGCCGCUUUUACUUGACUUGCUAUUGAAACGAGGCGAUCCAUUUCUUUUGGGCCAGCAGGACCGGCCUUCCAUCAUCAAAAUCUUACACAUCUUGCGCAAUUUUUCCUUCCUUGAAGUCAACGCACGCAUCCUUGCUUCUGAUACCAGGUUACGUUCAAUGAUACAAAGAAGUCUGGCACUUGGUGCGUCCAACGACAUUGACCUUGGACGACAUUGUAUCGACGUACUCGAGAAUAUUGCUUCCUUUAUUGAACUCUCCGGACCCUUUGACGAGCUCAUCCCAUGUCUUGCCAACCUGCUCAAUUCUCAAGAACGCCCGCUCUUGAUAGGCGCGUUACAUGUGUUGACGAGUUUAGCCAUGGUGGAGAGCAACCAAGUCUAUCUACUAUCAGGAGCCAUGACUACAGUUGCACGUGCCACCCAAUUACUCGUGAUCAAUGAUGAAGAAUUGGUUGGCUAUGUCAUUGAGUAUCUCUAUCAAUACAGUCGAAUAUCGGCCGACUUCAAACGACAAUUGAUGACCAUCCAUUCUGGCGCUGAUAUUGGUAUCCUCGUAUCAUUGUUGAGUGUCAAAAGCAAGUUCUUUAUACCCAAGGUUAUUCGUGAUCGUGAAGAUGGUUCGUCCCAGUCAAGUGCAUCUCCUCGAAGUGCGUCAGGAUCUCCUUUGGGUGUUGCUGAACCACAUGGUGUGGUGCCUUGUAUGCCGAAUCUUAGCGCUUAUCAAGAACUUGAUGAGCCAUAUCGUUGUCUUGGCUGGUUGAAGGACAAGUUUGAAGUAUCGGCACAAAGUAGCGUGUUGUCUUUGGAUGACAUGUAUCUCUUGUAUGAAAUGAGAUUUGGCCAGGAAGGAGCAUUGAAGAUGAAGGACUUUUACACAGUAUUGAAGAUUGCAUUUCCCGAGGCUUCGGCGGCAGACAAUUCUCAAAGCGGAAUGAUCCUCGAAGGAACCCUGGUACGAGGUAUCCAAAUCAAAAUGACGAUUCUUCAAGAUGGUGCUGAGCUCAUGUGUCAAUGGACGAAUUGUUCACAAUCGUUUGAGGAUGAGUUACACCUUCAGAGGCACGUUAUACAAGAGCAUGUCGGUGCACAUGAAGCUGAUAUCAAUGGAUUCGAGUGUAUGUGGACCAAUUGUGCCAAUACCAUGCACGAGUUUAAGGACAAGGAUGAAAUGGCUAUGCAUCUUGGAACACACUUUGACGAUGGACAACAAAUCGCCGUACCUGCUUCGAAUACCAUGAGCAAUGGUAAUGAUGGUGCUACCAUGAUUGAUUAUUCUGAACCACAAGGCAUUGCAUUCGUGGCGGCCCACUUGCUUCGACAACUCUCCAAAGAUCCACAGAGCCAUCAUUACUUCAUGCCAUACGAAACAGAGCUUUUGGCUAUCGCAAGGAGGCAACCCAAAAUGGCUCCCCAUAUUCAAUCCAUGUUCUCCCAUUUCUCUAUUGCAUCAUCCUCUUCAUGA
Lichtheimia ornata is the source of this 2274-nucleotide messenger RNA. RefSeq lists its product as uncharacterized. The record is from RefSeq and is a predicted model, not a curated record. NCBI's taxonomy places the organism in Eukaryota, Fungi, Mucoromycota, Mucoromycetes, Mucorales, Lichtheimiaceae. Gene Ontology annotation, molecular function: DNA binding; zinc ion binding. The transcript is spliced from 8 exons. Bases 1 to 2274 code for a protein of 757 amino acids.